AUGUCCGCCUUUAACUCAGACGAGAAGUCUCGUCUGCCGACCCGUUCCCCGGCCGGCAGUCAGAAGACAGUAGUCGAUCACGAUGCAAUUUUCACUCAAAACGCGGAAGCACUCCCGACCUCGAAGCCCAAGGACAACUCUCUGUACGAGAAAGCCGGCGAUGGAUCCGCUGCAUCAACAUCAGAAGAUGACGGCAACGACACGGAACUAGAGCGUCGCCAGUCGAUCGUGCAAGAACUAGCUCGGGAGUACACGCGACACUCCGCGGUCAACAUCGAUGGAGACAGCAUGGCAUUGUUCGGCAGCGAGGAUCCGAAUUCGCCCCUCAACCCGAACGGAAAGAACUUCAGCGCUCGCAAGUGGGCAAAGACUCUUGCCAAUGUCACCAAUGAGCACGGGUCAGGAUAUAGAACUGCUGGUUUUGUUUACCAGGACUUGAACGUCUUCGGAUUCGGCCAAGAGACGGAUUACCAGAAGGAUGUCGGAAACGUUUGGCUCGAGAUUCCUGGUCUCGUUCGCAACCUCACCUCGAAGACCGGAGGCCAACGCCGCAUCGAUAUUCUCCGUGAUUUCAACGGCAUCGUAGAGGCAGGCGAGAUGCUCGUCGUUCUUGGACCCCCAGGAUCUGGCUGCUCUACCUUCCUCAAGACCAUCGCUGGAGAGAUGAAUGGCAUUUACACCGAUGAGCGUGCCUACUUCAACUACCAGGGUCUUUCGGCAAAGGAACUCCACAAGCACCACGCCGGUGACGCCAUCUACACUGCCGAAGUCGAUGUCCACUACCCUCAACUUUCCGUGGGCGAUACCCUCACCUUCGCGUCCCGUGCCCGCUGCCCACGAACCCUGCCCCCUGGUGUCACCGCCAACCAGUACUGCGACCACCUCCGCGACGUCGUCAUGGCCAUGUACGGUAUCAGCCACACCGUCAAUACCCGUGUGGGCGACAACUACGUCCGUGGUGUCUCUGGUGGAGAGCGCAAGCGCGUAACGAUUGCCGAAGCGACGUUGUCCAAUGCUCCUUUGCAGUGCUGGGAUAACUCAACCAGAGGUCUCGACUCCGCCAACGCUGUCGAAUUCUGCAAGACCCUUCGUUUGCAGUCCGAGUUGUUCGGCCAGACCUGCGCCGUCUCGAUCUACCAGGCGCCUCAGAGUGCUUAUGAUCUGUUCGAUAAGGUUGCUGUUCUCUACGAGGGACGUCAAAUCUAUUUCGGCCGCACCACCGAGGCCCGCCAGUACUUCAUCAACCUCGGCUUCGAGUGCCCAGCCCGUCAGACUACCCCUGACUUCCUCACUUCGAUGACGGCGCCUACCGAGCGUGUAAUCCGUCCCGGUUGGGAGUCUCGCGUACCUCGGACGCCUGACGAGUUCGCUGCGUGCUGGAAGGAGAGUCGCGAGUGCGCGGCUCUCAAGCAGCAGAUUGAGCAGUACAAGACGGAUCAUCCUUUGGAUGGCCCGGAUGCCGAAGUUUUCAGAAACCAGAAGCAGUCGGUCCAAGCCAAGAACCAACGUCUCAAGUCUCCCUUCAUCCUCUCGUACGGACAGCAAGUGAAACUCUGCCUCUGGCGUGGCUUCAAAUUGCUUAAGGGUGACCCCAGUCUGACACUGUUCUCCCUGAUUGCCAAUUCGUGCACGGCUCUCAUCAUGUCCUCCCUGUUCUACAACCUCCCGGAAAACACGUCCUCCUUCUACAGUCGAUCCGCGGUUCUCUUCGUCGCCAUUCUCGCCAAUGCAUUCUCCAGUGCUCUCGAGAUUCUCACUCAGUACGCCCAACGGCCCAUCGUUGAGAAGCAACGUCGUUAUGCAUUCUACCACUCCUCGGCGGAAGCCUUCUCCUCAGUUUUGGUGGACAUGCCUUACAAAAUCACGAAUACCAUCUGCUACGACCUGAUCAUCUACUUCAUGACGAACCUGAACAGAGAACCCGGCAACUUCUUCUUUUUCCUGUUAACCACAUUCCUCAUGGUGCUGUCCAUGUCUGGCCUUUUCAGAUCUAUUGCCUCCUUGUCCCGCACAUUGUCGCAGGCCAUGGUUCCCGCGUCGAUCUUGAUUCUCGCCUUGGUCAUCUUCACUGGAUUCGUCAUUCCCGUUGAUUACAUGCUUGGCUGGUGCCGAUGGAUCAACUACCUGGACCCUGUCGCGUACGGAUUCGAAUCGCUCAUGAUCAACGAGUUCCACAACCGGAACUUCGAGUGUGCCGCCUUCGUCCCCAGCCCUGCAGUUGCCGGUUACGAGAACAUUACCCUCGCCAACAGAGCCUGCUCCACUGUCGGUGCCGUUCCUGGCGAGCCGUUCGUCAACGGUGACAGAUACAUCAACUCCCAGUACAAGUACUUCAACUCUCACAAGUGGCGCAACAUCGGAAUUCUCAUCGCUUUCAUUAUCGCCCUCCACGCCUUGUACUUCAUUGCCACCGAAUACAUUGCCGCGAAGAAGUCCAAGGGAGAGGUUCUUGUCUUCCGUCGUGGUGUUGCUGCCCCUGUCAAGGGCAAGGACGACCCCGAAUCCUCUCUCUCUGGACCCGCUACCAUCGUCGAGAAGGGCGGACAAGGUGCCUCCGCCAACGAGGGUGCGAUCCAAGGCUCCACCAGUGUUUUCCACUGGGGUAACGUGUGCUACGAUGUCAAGAUCAAGACCGAAACCCGCAGGAUUCUGGACCAUGUGGAUGGCUGGGUCAAACCUGGAACUCUUACGGCUUUGAUGGGUGUCUCUGGAGCUGGCAAAACUACCUUGCUUGAUUGCCUGGCAGACCGUGUCUCCAUGGGAGUAAUUACCGGAGAGAUGCUGGUUGAUGGAAAGAUCCGGGACCAGUCCUUCCAACGCCGUACUGGCUACGUUCAACAACAGGACCUGCAUCUCGAGACCAGCACUGUUCGUGAGGCAUUGGAGUUCAGUGCUCUUUUGCGCCAGCCAGCCACCACCCCUCGCGCUGAGAAACUGGCAUACGUCGACGAAGUCAUCAAGCUUUUGGACAUGCAGGACUACGCUGACGCCGUUGUGGGUGUCCUCGGCGAGGGAUUGAACGUCGAACAGCGCAAGCGACUUACCAUUGGUGUGGAACUGGCUGCUAAACCCCCCUUGCUUCUUUUCGUCGAUGAACCUACCUCUGGUUUGGAUUCGCAAACGUCAUGGGCUAUCCUGGAUCUGCUUGAGAAGCUCUCAAAGGCCGGCCAGUCUAUUCUUUGCACUAUUCACCAACCGUCUGCCAUGUUGUUCCAACGCUUCGACCGUCUGCUGUUCCUGGCAAAGGGUGGCAGAACCGUAUACUUUGGCGACAUCGGCGAGAACUCCCACACCCUUACAUCCUACUUCGAGAGGAACGGUGCCCCUGCCUGCCCUCCUGGCGAGAACCCGGCCGAAUGGAUGCUUUCUGCUAUUGGCGCUGCCCCCGGAUCACAUACCGAUGUCGAUUGGCACCAGGCAUGGAAGUCCAGUCCCGAGUAUGAGGCUGUUCAAGAGGAACUUGGCCGCCUCAAGACUCAAAGCCCGCCCCAAGAGCACUUGUCCGCCGAAGAAGAGAAGUUGGCACACCGCGAAUUCGCCGCACCGUUGUGGGAUCAAUUCCUGAUUGUCACUCGCCGUGUCUACCAGCAGUACUGGCGUACUCCCUCUUACCUGUACGCCAAGUUCAUUCUCUGCUGCUCCGUUGCCCUCUUCAUCGGUCUGGUAUUCCUCAACGCACCUCUCAGUAUCCAGGGCUUGCAGAACCAGAUGUUCGCUAUCUUCAACAUUCUUUCCAUCUUCGGUCAGCUCGUGCAACAACAGAUGCCGCACUUCGUCACCCAACGAUCUCUUUACGAAGUCCGUGAAAGACCUUCCAAGACUUACAGCUGGAAGGUGUUCAUGAUGUCGCAAAUUGUUACUGAGAUCCCGUGGAACUCUCUCAUGUCCGUCUUCAUGUUCAUCUGCGUCUACUACCCCGUCGGUCUCUACGAGAACGGUGACCCAAGCCAGAAGAGUGAGCGCGCUGGUCUCAUGUGGCUCCUGUUCUGGCAGUUCAUGAUCUUCACCUGCACUUUCGCCCAUGCCUGCAUCGCCAUCACGGACACUGCUGAGAUGGGUGGUAACCUCGCCAACGUCCUGUUCAUGAUGUGUCUGCUGUUCUGCGGUGUCUUGGCCAGCCCUGACGCCAUGCCCGGCUUCUGGAUCUUCAUGUACAGGGUGUCCCCGUUCACCUACCUCUUGUCAUCAAUUCUCUCAACAGGUCUGGCAAACUCCAAGGUGACGUGCUCGACGAACGAGUACAUCCACUUCGACCCGCCAAACAACCAGACUUGCGAGACUUACAUGGAAGGGUACAUUGGUUCCAUGGGAGGCUAUAUCAAGGACCCAUCUGCCACGGCUGACUGCCAAUUCUGCUCUAUCGCCGACACCAAUGUCUUCCUCAAGGGUAUCAGCUCCAACUUCGACAACAGAUGGCGCGAUUUUGGUAUCGGCAUGGUGUACAUUGUCGUCAACAUUGUCGCUGCUUUGGGUCUCUACUGGCUGGUCCGCAUGCCCAAGGGCAAGAAGAAGGCCUAA
Molecule: messenger RNA, 4518 nt
Organism: Colletotrichum tamarilloi
Lineage: Eukaryota; Fungi; Ascomycota; Sordariomycetes; Glomerellales; Glomerellaceae
Product: ABC-2 type transporter
Exons: 3
Coding region: 1-4518 (1505 amino acids)
Biological process (GO): transmembrane transport
Cellular component (GO): membrane
Molecular function (GO): ABC-type transporter activity; ATP hydrolysis activity; ATP binding
Source: RefSeq, a predicted model, not a curated record